UUUUGUUGCCUGUUGAAUGUCAAUCUUACAAGCUGUUUUGACAGGCAAGUUCCGUUAAUUGGUUGGUAAGCCAAUAAGCGUUUGAUGACUAGAAAUAUGAUAUCUGAGCAGAUUAACUACACAUUCUUUGCUUUCGUUUUUCGAGCUUUCUCUUUUUAAGUGACUUCAAGGCAAACCAUAUCGAUUCUUCGGUGUAUUCUACGGUGAUACGUGAUAUUUAAUUAAACCAACUUGGGGUGUUCAAAUUUGUAAGAUGGCUGAGAUUCAAGCAGUUAAAUCAGUUUGCGUUUCAUGCAAGAAGGAAUGUGGAAGCCAUUUUUGCAAAGUUUGCAAAAAAACGUGCCACGCAAUUCCGCCUUCCUCAACAUCAGCAGGUGAUGAUGAAGGUUUUGGUGCCCAGGUCUUGUGUAGUGGCUGUGCAAAAACUGAGACAGCAGCAGUGGCUAAAAAUAAGCAGCAAACACUGUCUAAGGAAGAGUUUCAGUUUGCCAACAUGUUUAAAAGACAUAGCAAGCAGCAGAAAACAGGACCAGAAGCAAAGCGAGCAAAGAGUGGACACGAGAAAACCCCAAUGGGCUUUUGCUUACUUUGUUUUAGGAAGGCAAACGAAUUUUGGCUUGCUAGAGGGAACAAGUCCUCUCUAGCAAACCAUUUAAAAACUCACAGCGACAAGGGCGAAAAGACCUUAGCAAAUGACGCUAUUAGAGAAGAUUCCCCUCUUGCUAAAUCUGCGCUACAGGCGUACAAAAUGCUUAAAUCGGCUAGGUAA
This is a messenger RNA of Xenia sp. Carnegie-2017, 769 nucleotides long. RefSeq lists its product as uncharacterized. Lineage: Eukaryota; Metazoa; Cnidaria; Anthozoa; Malacalcyonacea; Xeniidae. The transcript has 4 exons. Bases 254 to 769 code for a protein of 171 amino acids. The record is from RefSeq and is a predicted model, not a curated record.